AUGUUUUAAGAAGAAGAAGAUGUAAAUAUGAAAUUCCAAGGCAUAUAAAAAUAAUUCGAUAAGUAUAUAUAUGAAUUUCAUAUAGAUUAUAAUUUGGAUUGAAAAUUAUAUCUGAUAAACAUUCAAAAUAAAUAGAAGAAAAUACCUUAAAAAUUUAAGAAUUAGAAUAAAAGAUUAAUCAGUUAAUAUUUUAUAAUAAUAUUAGACUACAAUUAGACAAUGAAAAAAAAUAAUAAAAUAUCGAUAAUUUAAUGAUUGAAUAAUAAAAGUAUUUAGAGAAAAUAUGAAUCUAGAUUAAUGAGUGAUCUUAAAAAAAUUUGGAAUCAUAUGAGUAAGAUAUUGAAAACACAAAGAAUUGAUUCACAAAUGACUUCAACUCUCUAAAUUGAUUCAGACCAAUUUUCAAAACUGUAUGUUUAUAUACAAAUUUAGUUAAUUAGAUUUACCUUAGUAAACUAAAUAAAUCAUUCAAUAAGAAAUAUAAAAUAGAUUUGUUCAAAUUAAAGAAGUUUUUCUGAAAAAGUCUGAAUUUGAUGAAUAUAACCAAAUAAUUGAAGAAAAAUUAGAAACACUUAAAUAAAAAUUGUAUAAAAUUUAUCUUAAAUUAUAGAUUGUCUCAACCAGAAUUGUAAUAAAAUAAUAAAAGAGAUUCUUAUUAAUAAAGUACCAACUCCUAAUUUCAAUUCCAACCUCUUUCUUAAUUAAAAGGCAAUAAUUUAACAAUAAAACAGUAUUUAUUAUUUUAUAAAAAUAAAAAGAUAAUAAGAAAAAAAAGAAUAAGUUAUGAUAUUAAACACAUAAUUUGA
This is a messenger RNA of Paramecium pentaurelia, 806 nucleotides long. Lineage: Eukaryota; Ciliophora; Oligohymenophorea; Peniculida; Parameciidae. The record is from the annotation of a GenBank genome assembly.